Molecule: messenger RNA, 1901 nt
Organism: Nannospalax galili (Upper Galilee mountains blind mole rat)
Lineage: Eukaryota; Metazoa; Chordata; Mammalia; Rodentia; Spalacidae
Gene: Fgb
Product: fibrinogen beta chain
Exons: 8
Coding region: 54-1493 (479 amino acids)
Biological process (GO): blood coagulation; platelet activation; protein polymerization
Cellular component (GO): fibrinogen complex
Molecular function (GO): signaling receptor binding
Source: RefSeq, a predicted model, not a curated record
GCUAAGUCUACGAGUGGAGGACGGUUCUUGGGAACUUCCAAAUAUCUGAAACCAUGAGAUAUCUAUUGCCGCUACUGUUGUGUGUUUCCCUAGUCAACACCCAAGCUACCAAUGAGGACUACGAUAAUAUGGAUUCGUUAAGACUACGUGGUCAUCGACCUGUUGACAAGCGGAAGGAAGCGGCUCCUAGCCUGAGACCAGCCCCUCCUCCCAUCAGUGGAGGUGGCUAUCGACCCCGCCCGCCCAAAGUAGCUGCCAGCCAGAAGAAAGUGGAAAGAAAGGCCCCUGACGCAGGAGGCUGUCUUCAUGCCGACCCAGACCUGGGUGUGUUGUGUCCUACAGGAUGCCAGUUGCAAGAAACUUUGCUAAAACAGGAAAGACCAACCAAACUCAGUGUUGCUGAGCUAAAUAACAACGUAGACUCUGUUUCUCAGACCUCUUCCACCACCUUCCAGUAUGUGACACUGCUAAAAGACAUGUGGAAAAAGAAGCAGGCACAAGUGAAAGAUAAUGAAAAUGUCAUCAAUGAAUACUCCUCCUUGCUGGAAGACCAGAGGCUGUACAUAGAGGAGACUGUGAAUGAUAACAUCCCACUUAAUCUUCGUGUACUACGUUCAAUCCUGGAAAACCUGAGAAGCAAAAUACAAAAAUUAGAAUCUGACAUCUCGGCUCAGAUGGACUACUGCCGCACCCCAUGCACUGUCAGCUGCAAUAUUCCUGUGGUGUCUGGCAAAGAAUGUGAGGAGAUUAUUAGGAAAGGAGGUGAGACAUCUGAAAUGUACCUCAUCCAGCCAGAUACCUCUGCCAAACCAUACAAAGUAUACUGUGACAUGACCACAGAAAAUGGAGGAUGGACAGUAAUACAGAAUCGUCAAGAUGGUAGUGUUGACUUUGGCAGGAAGUGGGACCCAUACAAAAAAGGAUUUGGAAACAUUGCAACCAAUGAAGAUGGGAAAAAAUACUGUGGCCUACCAGGUGAGUACUGGCUUGGGAACGAUAAGAUUAGCCAGAUUACUCGGAUGGGACCCACCGAACUUCUGAUCGAAAUGGAGGACUGGAAAGGAGAUAAGGUGAAGGCUCACUACGGAGGCUUCACGGUACAGGAUGAGACCAACAAGUACCAAGUCUCAGUGGAUAAGUACAGAGGGACAGCUGGCAAUGCACUCAUGGAUGGAGCAUCUCAGCUGGUGGGAGAAAACAGAACCAUGACCAUUCACAAUGGCAUGUUCUUCAGCACAUACGACAGAGACAAUGAUGGCUGGUUAUCUACAGAUCCAAGAAUGCAAUGCUCUAAAGAGGAUGGUGGUGGAUGGUGGUAUAACAGAUGCCACGCAGCCAAUCCAAACGGCAGAUACUACUGGGGUGGGGUUUACAGCUGGGACAUGGCCAAGCAUGGCACAGAUGAUGGUGUGGUGUGGAUGAACUGGAAGGGAUCAUGGUAUUCGAUGAGGAAGAUGUCUAUGAAGAUCAGGCCUUUCUUCCCACAGCAGUAGUCCUCAAAACCUGUUUUAUUCUUCUUUGUGUGACAUUUUUUACAUUGUGUUAUUGAAAUUUUCUUUGAUAUAUUAUAUCCACUAGAACAAAAACAAUGGUUGAGUGUGUCCUUUGGGAGAAAGGUACAAGAUAAAGAUCUUAAAAACAGCAUACAGUUUUCCUUUGUAUUAUUCACCUAUCUUUCCUCCAAACAACUAAUGAAAAGAAUUAAGGGAUAGAGUGAGUUGAUUCUAGCUGAUUUUGAAAUUUUUUCACAUUGAGAACCAUCUCUGCUUGUAGACAAGCAGUUAUGCAAACUAAAAACGAAUAUUCAUAAGUUUACUUUUAAAAUCCUAUUUAUUUAUGUAAGAUAUGUCACAAAAAUCUUUCAAACAGACAUUAAUAAAACUAGUCUUUGUUGUCAUAAA